GGUAGAUUAUCAAGUCAGGACAACACUGAAACAAAAUAAGCCCGAGAUGUUGUCAAUCAAGAGUCAAAAACCAACUUCUUCGCAAAAACAAUCUGAAGAGAUUGGCAGUAACUUUAUGUUAAAAGAAUUUGUUUUAAGUUUAGGCAUUGACAUAAACAGUAUGAGUUUAGAUGGAACGGCUCCUUUACAUCUUUAUGCGGAGACGAACAAUCUAUUGUUGGGGGCACUGUCAUUACACGGAGGAGCAGACGUUAAUGUCAAAACAAAAUUUAAUAAUGGUAUAGGAUACUGUCCAGGAUACACUUCUUUAUACAUCAGCGCUGAAAAGGGUCACAAAGAGUUUGUUGAACUUCUGAUGAAAUGGAAACCAAAUGUUAAUGAAACUAAUGGUAUUGAUCAGAAUACAGCUUUACAUGCGUGUGUUGGCUUUGAGUAUGAAUAUAAUGAUAUAGCCGUUAUUCUGCUAGAUGAAGGUGCUGAUGUAAAUCUGGCUAACAGAGAAGGUAAAACAGCUUUACAUCUUGCUGCUUAUCAUGGAAGUAUGAAACUCGUCAAAUUGCUUAUACAAAGAGGCGCGGAAAUAAAUAGUGUUGAUGAAAAUAAGCAAACUGCCUUACACUACUGCGCACACAAUGGAAGAGACGACAUUGUAGAUCUAUUAUUGGAAGCUGGAGCCUCAGCAAAUAUAAAAGAUAACGAAGGAAAACUAGCGUUACACAACGCUGUCGAAUACGAACAUUCCGAAGCUAUUUUAAAGCUGGUAAAGUUUACAGAAAUCGAUACAGAAGACAACGAUGGUAAAACAGCUUUGCACUACAGCGUACUAACACCAUUAUAUAGAGAUCCAUUAUACCAUAAUAGCGUCGUGUUGACUGAAACUCUGCUUAAAGCGAAGGCUAAAGCGAGCAUCAGAGACAAAGAAGGCAGAACAGUUUUACACUACGCUGCUAUACAAGGGCGCAAUGAUACAGUAUUAACACUGUUGAAAUAUAGAGAAGUUAUUGCCACGGUAGACAACUCCAACAGAACAGCUUUACACACAGUUCUUGGAACGGUCACACGGAAGUCGUGA
This is a messenger RNA of Physella acuta, 1072 nucleotides long. Its product is annotated as putative ankyrin repeat protein RF_0381. The record is from RefSeq and is a predicted model, not a curated record. NCBI's taxonomy places the organism in Eukaryota, Metazoa, Mollusca, Gastropoda, Physidae. Gene Ontology annotation, molecular function: protein binding.